AGCAGCGGAAGAAGAUGAGCUAGUUUCGUUUCCGAGUGACCUAUUUAGCCUCUCCUGUUAGCAUCAGUGAAUAAUCUUUAUCUCCAACAAUGGACUCGGUCGCUCUUAUAUCAGCAGUCUGCCGUUGUUGAUGUCUAGUUUCUGACUGUUAACCUAAAGAAGCGACAGGAAACAAAAGGCGGUUUCCAGCUUAAAGCGAAGCUAAAUAAACCAACGUUAGCUGUUGUUAGCCACUUGGAUUAAAAUGAGUUGUCAAUCGUUAGCUGCGCUGUGAACUCAGUUGUUUCCUUUGGGCUGUUCACAUUAGCCGACUAGCUGAUUGUCGCUUACACCUUUAGCUGUCUUGGCUUAGCUUGGUUCACUCUUAAAGCUCCCUUGGAUGUUCAGUGUGCCAGGAAGUGACUCCUCAGCCCCAUGUCUGCUGAGGCCUCAGUUAGCAGUGGUGAUGCUGCUGACUCUGCCCAGUCUGCUGUUUCCCAGCCUGCCUUCCACAACACAGAUGAGCUCAGAAAUCGGGGUCUGCUGGGGAGCAAGUAUGUCAAAUUAAAUGUGGGUGGCUCGCUCCAUUACACAACUGUCCAGACAUUAAGCAAGGAAGACAGUCUGCUGCGGAGCAUAUGCAACGGAGGAACAGAGGUGACCAUAGACUCUGAAGGUUGGGUAGUUUUAGAUAGGUGUGGCCGACACUUUGGACUUGUUUUGAACUUCCUGCGAGAUGGCUCAGUUCCACUUCCAGAGGACCACAAAGAACUGGAUGAGGUUUUGAAGGAGGCCCAGUACUAUCGGGUCCAGGGACUCGUCCAGCACUGCGUCAGUGCCAUGCAGAAACAAAAGGAUGUUUUUGAAACUGUGUGUCGCAUCCCCAUGAUCACCUCAGCCAAAGAAGAACAGAAGAUGAUUGCUACUUGCAGAAAACCGGUAGUAAAAUUGCAGAACAACAGAGGAAACAACAAAUACUCGUACACCAGCAACUCUGAUGAUAACCUGCUGAAGAACAUCGAACUGUUUGACAAACUUGUGCUACGAUUUAAUGGCCGCGUCCUGUUUGUCAAAGAUGUGCUUGGGGAUGAGAUCUGCUGUUGGUCUUUCUAUGGUGAAGGCCGCAAGAUUGCUGAAGUAUGCUGCACGUCCAUUGUCUAUGCCACAGAGAAGAAGCAGACCAAAGUUGAGUUUCCUGAGGCACGAAUCUUUGAAGAAACCCUAAAUAUCCUCAUUUAUGAAAACGGCAGAGGAUCUGGUCCAGGAGGCUUACACCUUUUAGAUUCAAGAGGCUCAGGGUCAUCACUAGGAGCUGGCCAAUCGGAGGAAGAGGGUGCUGUGGGAGGCGACAGACGAGUAAGACGGAUCCACGUGAGGAGGCAUAUAAUGCAUGAUGAAAGAGGGCACGGUCAGCAAACUGUGUAUAAGGACUAAUAAUGUGAAAACACAAGACAUGGGAGAGUGACUUAAUGUAUGUUGAUUUUCUGUUGGAUGCUAGCGGAAUGAAAGAUACCCUUGAUCUUAGCAAUAGCUAGGUAGUUAGUCAUUUCAGUAAAUGUCUUUAGACAGAAAUGUAAGGGUUGAUGACUGAAGUAAGAGUUGUUUGGACAUGAAAAAUGUUUACAAGAAAACAAAUUGUGUACAUCAUUUAAAUAGGAAAUAUGCAAAUUACCUGGGACAUGAAACUGGUGUACUUUGCAAAUGUUAAGGCACCUCCUGCAAGUUACUGAAUGGGCCUCGAAACCCAACUCCAACUCCACAUGUGGAUUUAAUUCCUAGAGCAGGCAGUCACCUUUUAAUGUGGGUGUUAUGGUGAUAUGCACUGGCACCCUCCUCUGUGUUUUGACUUGUAGGAAACACUGUGUCAGGCUGUUUGUCCAGGUUGUGAAACAUCUGUUGCCUUUUCAUAUGUUGGACUGAUAUUUGCUGCCUGACAGUAAUGAACAGAGGAUGGUCAAGUUUAGCUUAGAUAUGUUAACACUGGAAUAAACCUGAGUAGCCAUUUUUAGUGAGGUUGUCAAUGAAUGAGAUUGUUGAGCAGCUCCAUUUUCUUUAUUUAAAUUAUUACUGCUGUUGCUUCAAGAUGUUUUUUAUUAAUUAAUUUAUGAACCUAAUUUAUUGUUUGGUAUUUAACGUAUUGUACGCAAUCUUUGUGUUAACUAGUGCUCAAGUGAGUUUUAAUUUUUGGAAUGAUAUGAUGCACUCUAUAGCACACGUCAGAUUUUGAAUUUACUCCUGUAAGUGACUAAAUAGUGAACUUACAUUUCAGUUUAAUGUUUCAAGAGGAACCGUGACCAUUUCUUUCAUUGUGUACUUUAUUCUGAGCCAUGAUUUUUCACUUUCGCUUUAUAUCUUAUACCAAACCACUGAAAUUUGCUCAAAGUAAUUGGCCGUACGCUGACGAUAAAGGUAAAUAAUACUGGGUUGUAUUUGUAUUUCCCUCAGGGAGAGGAUAAGUAUUUUCUUUCUAAUAUUCACCGGUGUCUUGUGUAAAUUUAAUCACUCUGAAUACUGAAAAAACAUUGAAUGAGAGCAAUAUGUAUCUCAGACCCUUUAUAAAAUCACCUUGGAAUACUUUAAAAUAUGCACUAAUAUAACUUCCGUCCAACAGUGGUCAUGGGAAUGUUCUGAAUAAAUUACUUAUGAAAUCCAA
This is a messenger RNA of Dicentrarchus labrax (European seabass), 2632 nucleotides long. It is a transcript of the gene kctd13, whose product is annotated as potassium channel tetramerization domain containing 13. Gene Ontology annotation, biological process: negative regulation of Rho protein signal transduction; protein homooligomerization; proteasome-mediated ubiquitin-dependent protein catabolic process. The transcript is spliced from 7 exons. The record is from RefSeq and is a predicted model, not a curated record. Gene Ontology annotation, cellular component: Cul3-RING ubiquitin ligase complex. Bases 415 to 1413 code for a protein of 332 amino acids. Lineage: Eukaryota; Metazoa; Chordata; Actinopteri; Moronidae. Gene Ontology annotation, molecular function: protein binding; ubiquitin-protein transferase activity.